Molecule: messenger RNA, 1108 nt
Organism: Polyodon spathula (Mississippi paddlefish)
Lineage: Eukaryota; Metazoa; Chordata; Actinopteri; Acipenseriformes; Polyodontidae
Product: glucose-6-phosphatase 2-like
Exons: 5
Coding region: 38-1108 (356 amino acids)
Biological process (GO): glucose 6-phosphate metabolic process; gluconeogenesis
Cellular component (GO): membrane
Molecular function (GO): glucose-6-phosphatase activity
Source: RefSeq, a predicted model, not a curated record
AUAUCUGUCAGGACUUUUCACCAUAUCAAAAGACAAUAUGAGUGAUUUAAUUCACAGUAAUGGAGUGCUGGUCAUCCACCAUUUACAGAAAAACUACAGGGACUACCUUGACUUCCUGAACUUCAUGUCCUCUGUUGGAGAUCCCCGGAACAUCCUUUCAGUUUAUUUUCCUCUCUGGUUCCAGCUCAGCCAAAUUGUUGGUACAAAAAUGAUAUGGGUGGCAGUGAUUGGAGACUGGUUCAACCUAAUUUUUAAAUGGAUUUUAUUUGGUCAUCGUCCUUACUGGUGGGUGCAAGAAGCUUUGUUGCAUCAGAACAAUUCACUUCCACAGCUUGAACAGUUCCCUAUUACCUGCGAAACAGGCCCAGGCAGUCCCUCCGGCCAUGCUAUGGGGUCUUCGUGUGUAUGGUAUGUGAUGGUUACCUCUGCACUCAGCUUCACAAGAGCACACAGGGAUAACUCGCAAAACAAACUGCACCGGCUCACCUGGUCAGUUCUCUGGAUGGCUUUUUGGGUCAUUCAGGUCAGUGUGUGCAUCUCCAGAGUGUUCAUUGCCACACACUUCCCUCAUCAGGUGGUCCUCGGAGUAUUUGCAGGCAUGCUCGUUGCAGAAGCAUUUGAGCACAUCCCUGCAAUUCAGACAGCAAGUUUAAAAGUAUAUAUUACAACAAAUCUAUUUUUGUUUUUCUUCGCACUUGGCUUCUACCUUAUCCUUAAAAUGAUCGAUAUUGACCUUUUGUGGUCAGUUCCAAAAGCUAAAAAGUGGUGUGCUAAUCCAGAGUGGAUCCACUUUGAUACUACCCCUUUUGCAGGACUGGUCAGAAAUUUAGGAGCUCUCUUUGGGCUAGGCCUAGCCAUCAACUCCCAGAUGUUCCUUCAAAGCUGUAGAGGCAAGAAUGGGUAUAAGACCAGUUUUAAACUGAUGUGCAUAGCCACCACACUAACCACUUUGCAAUUUUAUGAUUUCAUAAAGAUCCCCACCCAUACAGAGCUUCUUUUUUAUGUUUUGUCUUUUGUUAAAAGCGCAGUGGUUCCACUCACUGUAGUUGCACUCAUUCCAUAUUGCAUCCAUCUGUUAAUGGGGUGCAGUGAUAAGAAACUGGAUUAG